Messenger RNA from Poecilia latipinna (sailfin molly), 5302 nucleotides. Its product is annotated as histone demethylase UTY-like. NCBI's taxonomy places the organism in Eukaryota, Metazoa, Chordata, Actinopteri, Cyprinodontiformes, Poeciliidae. The record is from RefSeq and is a predicted model, not a curated record. The transcript is spliced from 29 exons. Gene Ontology annotation, molecular function: protein binding; histone H3K27me2/H3K27me3 demethylase activity; RNA polymerase II cis-regulatory region sequence-specific DNA binding. Gene Ontology annotation, biological process: regulation of gene expression; heart development. Bases 1 to 4374 code for a protein of 1457 amino acids. Gene Ontology annotation, cellular component: MLL3/4 complex.
AUGCAGUCGUGCGGCGUCUCCGUCGCCGCCGCCGCCUGCGCUGCUGCUCGGAGUCUCGGCUCGGCUUCUUCUGCUGGUGAUGAGGGAAAGAAAAUGGCGGCGGGAAAAGCGAGUGAAACAGAGGAGGACUUUCCGACACUGACAGCCCAGGAGAGGGAGACUCUGGCCGGGAUCGACAGCUCACUGUUUGGAUUUCAGAAGCUUCAUGAAGAUGGCGCCAGAACGAAGGCCCUGUUGAUGAAGGCUGUCCGCUGCUACGAUUCGCUCAUCCUGAAAGCCGAGGGGAAAGUGGAGCCUGAGGUCUUCUGCCAGCUCGGCCACUUCAACCUCCUCUUGGAGGAUUAUCCAAAAGCAUUAUCAGCAUACCAGAGGUACUACAGUUUACAAUCAGACUACUGGAAGAAUGCUGCGUUCCUGUAUGGCCUGGGAAUGGUCUACUUCCACUAUAACGCCUUUCAGUGGGCGAUCAAAGCAUUCCAGGAGGUGCUGUACAUCGAUCCGGGAUUCUCCCGGGCCAAGGAGAUCCACCUCCGUCUGGGCCUCAUGUUCAAAGUCAACACAGACUACGAGUCGAGCCUAAAGCAUUUUCAGCUGGCUUUGAUUGACUCCAACCCCUGCACUUUGUCCAAAGCUGAAAUCCAGUUCCACAUUGCUCAUCUGUAUGAGAUCCAGAAGAGAUUCGGGGCUUCCAAGGAGGCAUACGAGACCCUCCUGCAGACGGAGGACCUCCCUGCUCAGGUGAAGGCCACCACCCUGCAGCAGUUGGGCUGGAUGCAUCACACAGUGGAACAGCUGGGGGACAAAGCCAGCAGGGACAGCUAUGCCAUCCAGUGUCUGCAGAAAUCGGUGGAAGCUGACCCCAACUCCGGACAGUCUUGGUACUUCCUUGGCAGGUGCUACGCUAGCAUUGGCAAAGUCCAGGAUGCCUUCGUCUCUUAUCGGCAAUCCAUAGAUAAAUCGGAGGCCAGCGCAGAUACUUGGUGCUCUAUAGGGGUGUUGUACCAGCAGCAGAACCAGCCAAUGGACGCUCUGCAGGCCUACAUUUGCGCCGUGCAACUGGACCACAGCCACGCUGCCGCCUGGAUGGACCUUGGGACUCUGUACGAGUCCUGCAACCAGCCGCACGACGCCAUCAAGUGCUACAUCAACGCCACGCGCAGCAAAGGCUGCACCAACACCGCCGCGCUAACCCACCGCAUCAAAUGUCUCCAGGCUCAGUUGAGUAACCCCCAGCUCAGUAGCCUACAGGGUAAAAGUAAAAUGCUCCCUCUUAUUGAGGAGGCAUGGAGCCUACCAAUCCCAGCUGAGCUAACCUCCAGGCAGGGAGGCCUGAGCAGUGCACCGCAGCAGGCCUGUAAGCCCAAUCACAGCGCAGAGGGAGGGGGCUCGGGUCAGUCUCUACCCCCUCAUGCAGGCGCGCUGGGCCAAGCGGAGGACCAGUCGUGCCCGGCCAAGAGGAGAAGAGCCGGCAGUCCUGCCAAGAAUGACUCAUGGCCCAGUAAUCCACCACAACAGCCAUCACCGAGCUGGUACCUCUCCCCACAGAAAUUACAGAUGCUGGAACAGCUGCGCGGUAACCGGGGCAACCUGAAGCCCCAUGAGCUACAGGCGUUGGAGCAGCUGGAGGCUCAGCUCGCAGUAAUGCAGCAGCACCAGAUGAGGCAGAACGCAUCGGGAGCUCCGAUUCGUCCCUCCCUCCCUAACGGCCCCACCGCUAACUCCCUCCCUUCUCCUAACCCCGGCCUCCACCCCACGCGGCCCCACCUGGGCCCGCCCCGCCACCUCUGCCCGCCUCAGCCGCAGCCGAUGGCCAACGGGCCAGUCGGGCGCUUGGACGCCACGGGCGACGGUCGCAACGGCAGCGCUAAUAAUCAGCCGGGACCCAACGGAGAUGUGCCUUACCCGCCAGCCGCCGCAGCACCGCUACCUCACACCUGCACAAGCACGACGCCACAGGACGCGGCGCCGCACCUAAACUCCUCUCAGGGGCUUCAGAAGGAGUGUGUUAAACAUGCGACAGGCUCAAGCAGCGAGGGGAACCCCUCUCACCCCCAAACCCCCAACUCCACUAGUCACCCCAACAGUCAGGUUGGACAUUCCAGUAACGCCCCGUCGCCACGGCAGCCGACUCACAACCACCUCCCCUCCCCGCCGUCGCUCCCUCACUCCUCUACCUCAGGCGGUGCCGCGUCCGUUACCAAAGACGGCGAUGCCGCUGGCGCCGCGUCCCAUGGCAACGGGGGCUCGGACGGCGCGGCACAAACGUCGCUCCCGCCUGCCGAGAGCGAGAAGGCGCAGGCGGACGGACUGGCCAAUCACGUUCGCUCCGAAGAGGGAGACAAGGUGGCGGACGGUGGCGAGAAGCAAAGCCUUAGCGCAGACAAUCCCAGGCUGUCCGCCCUCCUGGUGGUGGAAAAGGGUGCCGAGGAGAGCGAGGCGCCGUCAAAGGGCACAACAUCUGCGGCGACGGGGCUGGAGCCCCAGAAGAAGAUGAACAACAUCCACCCAGCCACUCUGCCGUCCGCCCCCCAGCCGCAGGGCAGCUCGGCUGCCUCCUCCCCCAUCUCCGCCAUGUCUACCGCCACGCCCUCACCCAAAUCCUCUGAACACACCCAAACGGGGGGCCAGAGCCCCCCCACAACCACCACCGCCGCCACCGCCACGUCCACCACCGCCACCACCACGCCUGCCAUCAACGGCAACAGCAAAGGAGGCAUCUCCGAGGACUCGCAAAGCCCACUUAAGGCCGAGCCUCCCGCCAUCACAGGUCUCAUAGCAACGCCGCCGCACGGACACAACUCGUCCUCAUCCUCGUCUUCGUCUUCUUCUAUUUCCAUCUAUCCCAGCUCCACAGACGUGCUGAAGGCCUGCAGAAACCUGGGGAAGAACGGCCUUUCCAACAGCAGCAUCCUCCUCGAUAAGUGCCCCCCACCCCGGCUGCCGCCCCCACCGUCGCCGGCCCUGCCCAAAGACAAGCUCAACCCUCCCACUCCCAGCAUCUACCUGGAGAACAAAAGGGAUGCAUUUUUCCCGCCGCUGCACCAGUUCUGCACAAACCCCUCCAACCCGGUCACCGUCAUCAGAGGCCUGGCUGGAGCGCUCAAACUGGAUCUCGGCUUGUUCUCCACCAAGACGCUGGUGGAGGCCAACCCGGAGCACCCAGUGGAGGUCUGGACUCAGCUGCUGCAGCCCGCCGACGAGAACUGGGACCCGAGCGGCACCAAGAAGAUGUGGCGCUGCGAAAGCACCCGCGCUCACACCACCAUCGCCAAAUACGCGCAGUAUCAGGCCGCCUCCUUCCAGGAGUCCCUCAGGGAGGAGAAUGAAAAGAAGGCACUAAAGGAACCUUUGGACACUGAACCAUCAUCUGCAGAGAGUGCGACACGAAAAAGAAGAGGGCCCUUAAAACACAUCAAGUUCGGAACCAACAUUGACGUCUCUGACGAAAGGAAGUGGAAACAGCAGCUGCAGGAGCUCAGCAAGCUGCCGGCCUUCGCGCGGGUGGUGUCCGCCGGCAACCUGCUGAGCCACGUUGGCCACACCAUCCUGGGCAUGAACACGGUGCAGCUGUACAUGAAGGUUCCCGGCAGCAGGAUCCCGGGCCACCAAGAGCACAACGACUUCUGCGCCGUCAACAUCAACAUCGGGCCUGGCGACUGCGAGUGGUUCGCCGUGCCGGAGGCCUACUGGGGCGUGAUGAGCAACUUCUGCGAGAAGAACAACAUCAACUUCCUGAUGGGAUCGUGGUGGCCCAACCUGGAGGACCUGUACGAGUCGGACGUGCCGGUUUACCGCUUCAUCCAGCGUCCGGGCGACUUGGUGUGGCUCAACACGGGGACCAUCCACUGGGUGCAGGCCAUCGGCUGGUGCAACAACAUCGGCUGGAACGUCGGACCUCUCACCGCCCACCAAUACAAGCUGGCUGUGGAGCGUUACGAGUGGAACAAGCUGCAGAGCGUCAAGUCUAUGGUUCCCAUGGUGCACCUCUCCUGGAACAUGGCGCGGAACAUCAAAGUGUCCGACCACAAGCUGUUUGAGAUGAUCAAGUACUGCUUGCUGCGGACGUUGAAGCAGUGCCAGUGGGUGAAGGAGGCGUUGACGUCGGCCGGGAAGGAGACGGUGCUGAAGCCGAGGACGAGGGACGAGCCGGCGCACUACUGCAUCAUCUGCGAGGUGGAGGUGUUCAACCUGCUGUUCGUGCGCCGUGAGCACCUGUCCAAGAAGCAGUGCCUGGUCCACUGCCAGGACUGCGCCAGGAAGGGCAGCGCGGCACUCGACGACUUCAUGGUGCUGGAGCAGUACAGGAUGGAGGACCUGAUGCAGGUCUACGACCAGUUCACAUUAGCCCCUCCUCUUCAUUCUUCUUCAUCUUGACAUUAGGCUCUUCCUGUCUUCUUCUUCUGCUCUGGAGCCAUGAAGCCCACCUGCAGGACCCCUUGUUCUCAGAUCGGAAACAACGCCUCCACAUACGGACCCAUUUCUGAUAUUCAGGAAAAGCUAAGGCCGUCUCCCCGCCCACCCCAUCCCCACCCCACCUCCACCUCCACCCCCCUCCAUCACUGUCGCUUGAGGCUGAGGCGGCUGAGUGUCUGUCUAUGCAACCUGUUUGAAGCCAGAAGGGGGCGCCACCUGGCCUGAUAACAGGACUUUAAACAACUUUUCUUUUCCUCUCUCUUCUCCUCUCUCUUUCUAAAGACAAUGGUUUCAUGUUUUACUGGAGGAUUUAAUCAAAUACGGUUGGGAACGUGGAGGCGAGGGAUUUUUUUUUUCUUUUUCCUUUCUUUUUUUUUUUCUUUUUUUUUAAAGCGUGGUAAAAAUGUUUUUGUAGAUACUUGUUAACUGUCACAACUGGCAACACCCACCGUAAAGACUACUGACUUGACAACCUUUUUCCCGCUGUCUCUCUCCGUCUUUCUUUCCUUGUUUUUCUUCUGGUAACAGGAUGAAAUGUUGGCUUUGAUUUGUGGAACUCUUCUCCCUCCCUUCCUUCUAAGGAGCACUAGCCUAACUGGUGUGUUAUCUUUUUUUUUUUUUAUGUUUUUAUUUUUUUGUUUUGUUACGGUAGAUAGUCGUUUUAAGACUCUUUGGACAGCAAAAUCUCCCAAAAAAAAUUUGUAAUGUGAAGAGUUGAGGUAAUUUCUUUCUCUCUCUUUUUCUUCUGUUUUGCAGCUUUUUACGUUUCUUAUUUUCAAAACUUUUUUUUUCUUAGGUAAAAAAAUAAACAAAAAUAAUAAAAAAAACUGUACUAGCCAAGUCACAAAGAAAAUGGGUUGCACUUAGACUUAUGGAAGUUUAAUUUGUG